GAUCGAAGACGACAGUCGUCGUAGUGUGUGGAAAACGCAUCCAUCAGUGCUUUUUACUUUUUCACGUCGUAGAAGGAAAUCGUAAGUGUUCGAAUUGCAAUUCCAAAAGCUAUCAUUUCUCCCGUUUUUGUCCGAUUUUGUGUUGCUUUUGCGCUUCAUAAACAAUCUCAUCUUGAAACGGUGUUUUUUUUUUAUCUCCGAUAUCAAUCAGUGUGAGAGCAAAAAUAGCCAAAGGCAGCUUCAGAGAAAGAGAGACAUACACUCGCGGUCGAGGUUUAAUCUCCCUAAUUCUUAAGAGUGCAAUCAUUAGUCGUCGUUUAGUUGUGAAUUGAUUGGAGGAUCGCCUCGAGUGGCGCUAGCGUUUUAUAUGACUUUAGAAAGAAUACAAGAAACACCAGCACUCAAAGGAGCACCGCUUUCUCCCCUCUUACGGAGUUUAAGUGGUACAUUGUGCAUGAUUUCUCAACAGCGUAGCGUAAGUCACAGGACUUCUAAAUAUUCCAGCAAUAGACAUCGGAAACUGCAACCAUUUAGGGAAACGUGAAGAUCCUGUCGUUUAAGGGACACACUUUACUUGCCGAACCACAUUAGUCGUCAGAAUCAGAAUCAACAGCUAUCUACAACUUCAGAAAUAUCCGUUUGCGACGCCAGCAGUUUGUUAGUGAGAGCGAGAGAUAAGCGCUGAGCAGCAGUGAGCAAUCUAAAACGCGUCAAGUUCUAUCAUAGUCUACAGGAGCAAAUCAAAACUCCACCCAUAAAAUUAUUUGAAGCAGCAGUCUGCAGCGUUACAGCGCAGUAAAAUUCCUAAUCGAAGUGUGGAAUCAGCACCAUUGCGCGUCAGCAGAAUACACGAAUCCGUAAUCAAUAUACCAAUGCUUUUGAUAUCAACCGUGGAACCACAAAUCGGAGACGGAGACUCAAUUGUCACCAUCAUCGACGACAGCAUCGUAGUAAAACCUAACAGUUGUAAGCUCAAGCAGCUGAGUGGUCGAAUCCUCUCGCGUCAGUGUCUGCAACAAAUGAAUUUAGCUUGCUAGAAGGCGACGAAAGUGAGCUGGCAGGAACCGAAACCAGAAGUCCUGAGGAAGUGUAUCAUUCCGGAUAGAAAUCGAUCCCAAGUGAGAGAUAAAUCGUAGUUCUUUCUGAGCAGAGAGUAUCCCCGUACUAUCGAGAUUGAAGGAUUUUAUCUUACUAUUUGUGUCAUCUGUUAUAUCCCAAGAGAAAAGUAACCAAGUCUCAGCGCCAUCAUGGGUACCGUUAACGUCAACCGUAAUGUGGCGGAUGUGUUCUACCGUUACAAGAUGCCCCGGAUCAAUGCCAAGGUCGAAGGAAAGGGUAACGGCAUCAAGACGGUCAUUGUGAACAUGGCCGACGUGGCACGUGCCAUCGGCCGUCCGGCAACCUAUCCAACCAAGUACUUUGGUUGCGAGCUGGGAGCUCAGACUCAGUUCGAUCACAAGAAUGAGCGCUUUAUCGUCAAUGGGUCCCACGACGCCAACAAGCUGCAGGACCUACUGGAUGGUUUCAUCCGCAAGUUUGUCCUCUGUCCGGAGUGUGAUAAUCCCGAAACCGAUCUGAUCGUAUCGUCGAAGAAGGGUACCAUUUCGCAGGGUUGCAAAGCGUGCGGAUUCCACGGUCCGUUGGAGGUCAACCAUAAGGUUAACACCUUCAUCAUUAAGAAUCCACCGAAUGUGAACCCGGCGAACCAGGGCGCAUCGUUGACCGAAGGAAAGCGCAAGACCCGUGGUAAGAAGGCCGGCGAAAAUGGUGAUGAAUCGACUGCGGCUGACAGCACUCUGGAUGCUUCUUCCGCGGCCGAUGACACCAUCGAUGGUCAAGCUAAAACCAUGAACGGAGAUGACGAUGAUGACGUUAACUGGACGGUAGAUACCUCGGAGGAAGCUGUCCGUGCUCGAAUGCAAGACUUGACAGAUGGAGCUAAAAACAUGACCGUUUCGGAUGAUUUUGAUAAAACCGAAAAGGAACGCCUGGACAUCUUUUAUGAGCUGGUGAAGAAGAAGCGCGAUUCCGGUGAACUCGAGAAUGUUCAAACUCAUAAGGAACUCUUCACGGAAGCCGGUCUGCUGGACAUCCAAGCAAAAUCAACCUUGGUGCUUGCGGAACUGCUGUUCACCGCGAACAUUGUCCAAGAAGUCCGUAAGCAUCGGAAUAUGCUGCUUCGCUUCACUCACGAGGAUUCCAAAGCUCAAAAAUACCUGAUCGGGGGUCUGGAGCAAAUCAUCGCGCUGCAUGCUGAUAAACUAAUGGACAAAGUGCCCGGUGUCUUCAAGCUGUUCUACGAUACCGACAUCCUGGAAGAGAAGGCAAUCCUCGAGUGGUCUCAGAAGGUGAGCAAGAAGUACGUCUCCAAGGAGGUGGCCACGCAGAUUCACGAGAAGGCUCUCCCAUUCGUUAAAUGGCUCCAGGAGGCGGAAGAAGAGGAAUCGUCUGACGAUGAUGAUGACUCUGAUGUCGAGAUCGAGUAUGACGAUCGUGCCAAAACCGACUCCCUGCGCAAGGAACCCGUCAAGCAAGAGGUCAAGAAGACCAAACCCAUCGAGGAAGAAGAGGAUGGCGACGAUCUCAACAUUGAUGAAAUUUAAAUGUGUGUUUUCUCCCAAAUGGAUACAAAAAUCAAAUCAACUAAAUUCCCUGUUCGAAAUUUAAACAUUCUUUUAGCAAGCUGGUGAAAUUAUUGCAACCACAGAAAAUUCUAUUGCGCAAUUUAGUAAACAGUAGAAUAAACAUGAUUGUUCAAAGCUCCACUAGGAAGCGACAAUGUUUGUAACUUUUGGUGUUUAUGAACGAACAUGUAUGUCAGACGAGAAACGAAACGCUGAUCGGUCAAUUUUGAAAGUAAUCCAUUUCAAUUCCAAGAAAAUCGUCAUUCGUUUGAAACAGUUCAACAUAAAUAAUUCCAACUUUUUUCUUUUUUGUUGUUUUUGAGCACAAGAGUGCGAAAAUUGUUUGACGGGGAACUCACUUGGUUUAAACUUUUUGUCACAUUUUUAUUAUUUUAUUACAAAUUUGCUCUGGGUUUAUAUUUUAUGCAUUUGUUCCAUUUAUUAUGUCAAUGCUUAAAAUACAAGAAAAUGAUCAAUUCCUACGCAGAAAUAACAAAACCUUAAGCAAACCGAAAUAGGGCAAGCAUUAUCUGUUUGUUCGGAUGAAAAACUGAAAUAAAUAUUUAAAGAUACGAAUACUAUUGUAAUCAAAUUAUGUUUAUCAGCAAAAAAAAUACACAAUUUCAAAACAAUAA
Molecule: messenger RNA, 3259 nt
Organism: Aedes albopictus (Asian tiger mosquito)
Lineage: Eukaryota; Metazoa; Arthropoda; Insecta; Diptera; Culicidae
Gene: eIF5
Product: eukaryotic translation initiation factor 5
Exons: 7
Coding region: 1248-2603 (451 amino acids)
Biological process (GO): translational initiation; formation of translation preinitiation complex; formation of cytoplasmic translation initiation complex
Cellular component (GO): cytosol
Molecular function (GO): GDP-dissociation inhibitor activity; eukaryotic initiation factor eIF2 binding; translation initiation factor activity
Source: RefSeq, a predicted model, not a curated record